AUGGAUUCACACCCAAAGCUCACGUUUAAUGGCUCAGACCCCAACGAGAAAUGGAUAACAACGGUUCAUGUGCAACCAGUAGCGCCAUCACCCAGCUCUAUCCUCAGUUCUAGUGAUCCCACUCUCUGGGAUACACACUUUGCAGAUAGCGCUCGCCAGUGGGGUACUGCUACAAAAGUCGCUAUCUCCGUUGUUGCAAUUGUUUCGUUCUUUGUGAUCACCUUGGCAAACUCGAUCUACAUUGCUGGUAUUCCGGGCAUCAGGGCAGAGUUCCAGAUCGGAUCCACAUUGGCUAUCUCUCCUGUUGCCCUAUAUGCCAUGGGGUUUACGAUUGGGCCUCUGCUCUCCUCGGCAUUGUCCGAGGAGUUUGGGAGAAAGUGGGCUAUUAAAUGCUCUCUGCUCCUUCACCUCAUCUUCACUAUUGUCGGUGCUACGGCGCCAAACUUUCGGACUCUGGCUGUUGCCCGUGCGCUGUCGGGGAUUCUGGGCUCGCCGUUGGUGACCAUAUUCGUGGGAGUCCUUAAUGAUCUAUGGAAGAUGCCUGAAGACCGCCUGGCGGUUCCCGUGUUCCUACUCUAUGGACUUGGCGGUAUCACUGCGCCAACAGUAGGGCCUAUCAUUGGACAGUCCGUUGUGGAAAACGGCGGAUGGCGGUGGACUUUCUGGCUCAUCGCCAUAUUAGUUGGGCUCUGCCUUUUUGCAGUCAUUCCUAUCAAGGAAACGUACGAGCCAGUGGUGCGCCGGAAGGCGCUUAAUCUCCCUCGUCGGGACUGGCACAAGGUCGUCGGUCCUGCCUUCUUACGCCCACUUCAUAUGCUCUGGGUGGAACGUAUCAUAUGGCCCACCACUUCUAUUACUGUUGCGGGUCAAGUCGUGCUUUUCGUCUUCUACGCAGCUUUUCCCAUCAUGUUGGACGAGGUCUAUGGAUUUACCCCCUACCAGACAGGGUUAGCCUUCCUGGCCCAGCUGGCAGCAGGUGUUGCAGCCUUUCCGCUGUUAGGAUUUAUUGAAAGAAAAGGUCGAGCUUCCGUGGAAAAAGAUCCGGAAUUUAUUCUUGUCGGUGGCAAGUUGGCAGGUACUGCGAUGUGGACGUCUCUCAUAACGCUCGCAUGGCUGCCACGCCACAAUGUUCAUUGGGUCUGGGUAAUUAUAGCGUCUGCUGUCUUUGGAUUUGGAUUUGCGUUGUCACAGCUUGUCUAUGCACGAUACAAAAACGAGGUCUAUGGCGCCGAUCUCGGCGCAUCCGUUCUCGCAAUAGACGUGUCCCUACGAUAUGCGGUGUCCUGUGUGUUCCCACUGUUCACUGUCCAGCUUAUGGACCAGGUAGGGUUCCACUGGAUGAUAUCUUUGCUAGCCGCUCUACAUUUGGCCCUAUCUAUUAUUCCAUGGGUUCUUCAAAAACAGGGUGCUACCGUACGCGCACAGAGCCCCUAUCUGAAUCGCCACUUUUCCCCGCACGAAAAUGCUGCGAGGACCAUUCAGACUCCUUAA
Molecule: messenger RNA, 1491 nt
Organism: Penicillium samsonianum
Lineage: Eukaryota; Fungi; Ascomycota; Eurotiomycetes; Eurotiales; Aspergillaceae
Product: MFS general substrate transporter
Exons: 4
Coding region: 1-1491 (496 amino acids)
Biological process (GO): transmembrane transport; spermine transport; spermidine transport
Cellular component (GO): membrane
Molecular function (GO): spermidine transmembrane transporter activity; spermine transmembrane transporter activity
Source: RefSeq, a predicted model, not a curated record